Molecule: messenger RNA, 1200 nt
Organism: Pelobates fuscus (common spadefoot toad)
Lineage: Eukaryota; Metazoa; Chordata; Amphibia; Anura; Pelobatidae
Product: cysteine-rich motor neuron 1 protein-like
Exons: 4
Coding region: 61-924 (287 amino acids)
Source: RefSeq, a predicted model, not a curated record
UGGUUACCUGAUUACCUCUCUGAAAGAUCCAAUACUGUUUAUGUUUUAUUUUUUCACACAAUGAAAAUGUUGUAUAUUUUGUUUAUUACUUUUUCUUGGAUGAUACACGGACAGUAUGCUACUAACGACACUACAUGUGGAACAACUUGUCUCAGUGGACCACUUGGUUGUUCUGGAAGAGUAGCAAUCAAUCCUUCUUGUUCCUGUAGUCAUUGUGCAAAGUCAAUUUGGCAACCCUGCGGAGGAAAAAACUGGGAACUUGGGUACUGUGAGAAAGAGCAAAAAUGUGCAAAUAUCACUGGAGAGGUUCUGGUUGAAAUUCCAAUGAUUGGAAUUUGCAAAUAUAUGAGACAUUAUACCGCCUAUAAAGAAUUUUGGGAAGAUGAAGAUGAACAAUGUCCGGAACAAUCAGGAUGUGAAAUGCACACGGGUGUUUGUGACUGUAUCACAAUAAGGACAUGCUUUCCAGAAUUUAGCUACAGCUCUUAUGAAACAUGCAAACCAUAUCAGGCUCAUUUGAUAGAUUAUUAUUAUGCUGAAGGUUAUACUUACGAACAUCCCAAGCCUGUCUGCUAUAGCCACGGAUGUGACAUUAUAGAUGACAAGUGUAUAUGUGAAACAAAUGGACCAUGCGGACGUAAAUAUGAAUUUGAAAAUCGAAACAAAUGCAAUACAGCACUAGUUGAGAAGAUUUGUAGCAAUGUUACCUGUCCGGAAGUAGAACAACUGACAUGCCCUGCUGACUCUGUGGCUAGCAAGCCCCAUACACCCCCUGGAGAAUGCUGUCCCAGCAUACCUAGCUUCUGCACCUGUAAUUUUGAGAAGUGCAACAAUACGUGUCCAAGGAGAAAAAGGAAAAUAAUGAUACAACCAACAAAUGGAGUCCCAGGAAACUGCUGUGACAAGUUCUUGUGUUUACAUUGAAAAUCAAUAAUCUUCCAAUCAUUUUUUAAAAUAUUUUUUUUGUUUUACAAUAAUUGUAAAUCUAAAAACAGAUAAUUGCCUCUCAUUUUAGUAUGUCUCUUUAUUCAUUCUUUUCUCUAACUCUUUUUAAAUAUGAAUCCAUCUACUUAUCAAAAUUCUAAACAAAUUCUGAGUAAAAACAUUAAACUGAUGCAGAAGUGUAUCAGCCAAUCUGAAAAAGCAAUAACAAAUUAAAUUAAAGGUAUUUGAGGUGUAAAAGAGAUUUCGGAUAAUCCU